Molecule: messenger RNA, 892 nt
Organism: Auanema sp. JU1783
Lineage: Eukaryota; Metazoa; Nematoda; Chromadorea; Rhabditida; Rhabditidae
Source: the annotation of a GenBank genome assembly
GGUUUGUAUUUUCAUGAUAAAUACCUAUCGUUAUGAUGUUCCAGGAGAAGAAUACGCUCAGAGCACAACAGCAAAAACUACCGUUGCUAGUACCACUGGAGGCUCUACAACAGUAAAAACAACCCCUGCUAGUACCACUGGGGGCUCUACAACAGUAAAAACAACCCCUGCUAGUACCACUGGAGGCUCUACAACAGUAAAGACGACCGUUGCUAGUACCACUGGAGGUUCUACAACUGUAAAGACGACGGUUGCUAGUACCACUGGAGGCUCUACAACAGUAAAGACGACCAAUGCUCAUACUACUCAAAGUACAACAGCCAAAACAACCUCGUUACCCAAGGAGAAAACAACUAUCGUUACUGACAUUGUUGUACCUGAGAUGUCAAGCAUCCUUCUCAUCAUGGAUUGUUCUAAUGCCCAAACGGAUGAUCAACAUAACCAACAAAUCCAAUUUGUUAUGAAACUCAUCCAAAGUUGGACCAACUUUGAAAGAGUUUACAUAACAUGUUUCGGAGAUGGUUUGCUAAAUGAUGAACAUUCUUACGGAACCAUCGUUUCUAAGCUUGACGCUGAAGACAUAAUUGCUCAAGAACCGCGAACACAUGAUUCUCCAAACAUUGAGAGAGUUUUCAAGGAAGCUAGUUUGAUUGAUAAUGACCCACAGUAUGGUGUUCAACACACUAUCCUCUUUUCGUACUCUAGAGGCACGGAUGAAGCACAAGGCUUUGCUGGUGAUUUGAUGGCAAAAGGAUCAACAACGAUAGUUGGGGUAGCACUGGAAGACACAUCUUCAUUAGUCCCUCUCGCAUCACUACAUAGAACCUUCUCCUGGGAUGGUAAAGCUGUUGACGAUGCUCUGAUCCAGAAAAUUAUUGAUAGUCUUCAUUAA